This is a messenger RNA of Solea senegalensis (Senegalese sole), 1723 nucleotides long. RefSeq lists its product as uncharacterized. NCBI's taxonomy places the organism in Eukaryota, Metazoa, Chordata, Actinopteri, Pleuronectiformes, Soleidae. The transcript is spliced from 4 exons. The coding region runs from base 175 to 1194 and encodes 339 amino acids. The record is from RefSeq and is a predicted model, not a curated record.
AUUAUUAUCAACAAUAAUAAUAAUAAUAAUGAUGAUAAUAAUAUAACAUGUCCAAAAAGUGAUAUUCGAUACUCUAUUAUAGCAUUUCAGUUUUACAUAAUUACCGUGUUUCCUAAGAAUUGAUGUACAGUGUAAAUAACUGGGCCUGUUUCAAAGACCAGUAAACGCCACUGGAUGCCCACCAUGGUUCAGUGGCAGCUCUGCACACUAGAUCAACUGAGGGAUUCAGACUUUGGUCGUCCUUUUCCACGUCAUGGCCUUCAGCUCCUGUUUUGGUUUGCUAACUGCUGUGUGACCUCUGAACUUUUCAACCUUGUGCUCAUAUUGAAGCUGGUGCCACACUGUGAACCAGACAAAGGUUACUGUGGCUUCCACUCGUAUGGCAACAUUGAGAAACUUCUGCCUGUGCUGAGGAGACACAAGGACAGAACUAAGGUCGAGUACUUUGUAGUUGGAAACCUGAACACAGGAACCCACCCGGGGGCUGCAAACCUCCCUAAUUAUGUGAAAGAGAAUUAUGGCUCGAAUGGCAACCGUGGUAUUUACAACAUUGACCGCAUCAUCAUCAGUUACCAGACGAGAACCAGGGUGGUGGAGACCGUGUACGUCACCCAGCAUGAUGGAGCCGCCUCUUGGAGUUUCAGUGCCGACAGGACGUAUGAAAUCAGCUGUGAACUGAUCCAAGCCCUGCAGAGCCCACAGCUCGAUCUCACCACCUUUCUCACGCUGAUGGGCUACUAUGUAAUGCACUACCCACAACCUUCCACACAGCCACUGUUCAACCAAGUGCAGAGCUACAGUGGAUCCACGGGAGGAACAGAGGAAGACUACUUCCAGUUCAUGUCAGAAGCCUUCAGCCGCCAGUUAAAUAUCAACAGCUACAGCUACAAUGACGAGAGAGUCAAGAAACAACGAGCUUUGAGGCAAAUUUACUGGCGGUCCGGGUGGCAUCAGCCUUAUCAAGGUUCUAAUGAAGAAGGCAAGAAAGGUUAUGGUGGUGGUGGAGGAGGAGGAGGAGGAGGAGGAGGUGUCAGCUUCCUCAAGAUUCUCCUUGGUGCAGGAGCGCUCUACUUAGCAGCCAAAUGUUUCAGCUGCCUCUGGAGCUGCUGGAAGGAAGAGUUAGUGAAGGUGAUUCAAUGCAAGACUCCUGCUUGUAAACAGCCACAUCACGUCAUGCUGGAUUAUGUGUACUAGAAUGUUUCAACAUUCUACUCUACUGUAGACGACUGAGGCGGGGCGGCCCUUGGCCUACUUGGAAAGGCAGCUGGGCUUGUAACCAGAGGGUCGCUGGUUAAAAUCUGAGGAACUCAUGAAUUUCAGAUUGAGCAGGAUUUGGCAUUUUCAUGACCUUCAAAUGAAACUCAACAGUUGUUCCCGUGAUCCUGCCUAAUGUGCUGUGAACGCUCCAGUGUGUAAACAUUUGUGACAUCUAAUGAGAAGAAUAUAAACCCAGGACGCCUUUGAGAUGGACUGGCUCAGGUCAGAUAGUCGAGCCCAGAGUGCAAACCAAAUAUGUUGGGCAUGGUUAUGUUAUGCUGCACACAACAAGCAACAGAACUGAAAUCAGAACCAAAUGAAACUAUUUUUAAAUCCAGUUUAAAAACUUCUCCCUAAAGCACUUUAAAUUUUAAUCUUUCACUGCACAUAGAACUUUACUUGAGCUUUUUGUUGGUUGGUUUUUCUCUCUUUGCAUUUUUUGGUACUCUGAUUUAUUGUAUUAUAA